Molecule: messenger RNA, 808 nt
Organism: Engraulis encrasicolus (European anchovy)
Lineage: Eukaryota; Metazoa; Chordata; Actinopteri; Clupeiformes; Engraulidae
Gene: pfdn1
Product: prefoldin subunit 1
Exons: 4
Coding region: 95-463 (122 amino acids)
Biological process (GO): protein folding
Cellular component (GO): cytoplasm; prefoldin complex
Molecular function (GO): protein folding chaperone
Source: RefSeq, a predicted model, not a curated record
ACGGCAGUGUUGCAGGCUACGCACAAUGCGUCACUGCAAUCGCCACACCCUGAUGUGAAGCGCUCGAGCUGCACAUGUGUUUUCCUUCAGCAAGAUGGCGGCGCCCAUUGAUCUAGAGUUGAAGAAGGCUUUCGCAGAGCUGCAGUCUAAAGUAAUUGACACCCAGCAGAAAGCGAAGAUGGCAGAUCUGCAAAUUGAUCAACUGAACCGUGUAAAGAAACAUGCUAAUUUGACACAUGUCGAAUUAACACCGCUUCCAGAGACCACGCGCAUGUACGAAGGAGUUGGACGAAUGUUCAUCCUGCAGUCCAAAGAUGAGAUCAGUAAACAGCUGACAGACAAGCAGAAGACUGCAGAUGACAAGAUCAAAGAACUGGAGCAAAAGAAGACGUACCUGGAGCGCAGCGUAAAGGAGGCAGAAGACAACAUUCGAGAGAUGUUGAUGUCCAGAAGAGCCCAGUGAUCCAUGUUUACACACACACACACACACACACACACACACACACACACACACACACACACACACACACACACACACACUCGUAGGAAUAUAUUUUCUCAUCUUUGCAAAAACAUGUUGUGAAAUCCUGUAAUGCACAUUUAUGUGGGGAGUUACCGGUAAAUAGAGAGGAACCAACUAUGGUGCCUCUUGGUAUGAUUUUUUUAGGAGUCAAAAUGUCAACGCCAUCAACACCUGAUCAGAGCAGUAGCUUAAACUCUUUUUAGUUAGCAUUUUGUAUGUCAAUAAAUGAAGUGUUUCUGUUAACACAACACUUUGACACGCCAAUUAAAUUGUUUUUGUUAUUUA